UGUUUGACUUUGUGUCGCUCCUCCUUCAAAACCACUAAACCCUACUCUGAAACUUUAGAUACUCAGUCACUCACUGAUUCCAGCAGACCCUCUUUGCCUCAUUUAACACUUUAGGAUUGUUAAACAUGGAGAGUGUUUCCACAUACACACAUGAAUCCAGCAGCAGUAAGAGGAAAGUGAUCGCGGUGGUGGGAGGCGGUUUGGUUGGAUCAUUGAACGCCUGCUUCCUUGCCAAACGAGGAUUUGACGUUGCAGUCUAUGAAUCUCGAGAAGAUAUUCGGCAGGCAAAAGUCGUGAAGGGCCGAAGCAUCAACUUGGCCCUGUCUCACAGGGGGCGCCAGGCUUUGAAACAUGUGGGAAUGGAGGAUAAGAUAGUCUCCAAAGGGAUUCCAAUGCAUGCCCGUAUGAUCCAUAACCUGAAUGGAAAAUGCUCUCCGAUACCCUAUGGCAAAAAGGGACAGUACAUCCUCUCUGUGGACAGAGCUAACCUCAACAAGGAGCUGCUAACAGCGGCUGAUGCAUAUCCAAACACUACACUGAACUUUAAUCACAAGCUCCAGGACUGGAGUCCAAAAACAGGAACGAUGACCUUCAUUGGACCUGAUGGGCAGAAGGAGGAGAUGCGGGCUGAUCUGAUCGUAGGCUGUGAUGGAGCUUUCUCUGCCGUCAGGAAGCAGUUCCUACGGCAAAGUCGUUUCAAUUACAGCCAGACGUACAUUCCCCACGGGUACAUGGAGCUCACCAUGCCUCCUAAAGACGGAGAUUUCACAAUGGAGCCCAAUUACUUGCACAUUUGGCCCAGGAACACUUUCAUGAUGAUUGCCCUACCCAACUUGGACAGGACGUUCACAUGCACACUCUUCAUGCCCUUUGAAGAAUUUGACAAGAUCCGCACCGGUGAGGAGGUCAUCCGUUUCUUCCAGAAAUACUUUCCUGACUCUGUACCUUUAAUAGGAGUUGAGGCUCUCAAACAGGAUUUCUUCCGGCUGCCGGCUCAGGCCAUGGUCUCUGUGAAGUGCACCCCGUAUCAUCUGUUUGAUAAGUGUGUUCUUAUGGGAGAUGCGGCCCACGCUGUGGUUCCUUUCUACGGUCAAGGCAUGAAUGCAGGCUUUGAGGAUUGUUUAGUUUUUGACGAGAUUAUGGACCUGUUGAAUGAAAACCUUGCUGCUGUGCUCAAAGAAUACACCAGAGUCCGUGUACCUGAUGAUCACGCCAUAGCUGACCUGGCCAUGUACAACUAUGUAGAGAUGAGAGCACACGUCAAUUCCAGAUAUUUCCUGUUCCGAAAAUACCUGGACAAUUUCCUUCACUUCAUCAUGCCUAAAGCAGUCAUCCCACUUUACACAAUGGUCACAUUUACCAGAACAAGAUACCAUGAAGCGGUAAAGCGCUGGCAUUGGCAAAAUAAGGUGAUCACUCGAGGUCUGUGGGUAUGUGGAGUUGUGUCUGCUGCAGGAGGGACAUAUGUCUUGGUCAGAUACUCUCACAAACUCCCCAGCAUCUCUGCAGAGCACCUGUGGACCCGUAUACUUGCCUUAAAGCGCUUCUAAACUAAUGCACAGGAAACUAGGGGCUAGUCGACUAAACGGUACAGCUCCUACUAGUCGACACUGAAAACAAUAGCAGACUACACGACAGAAAAAAAACAUGAUUUUAAUUUUAAUGUUACAUUUAAAACAUUUUAAAUAAGCUAAUAUUAAUAGUUUGAAAAAUAAUACAUUAUUUUUAAAAGUGCAUCGGGGCGAAAACUACAUUUUUACCUCAGACCUCGCAUGCCCUUAUAGAGACCUCAUGACCACGCAAAAUACUAAGGUGUGGGGUUAUUUUGAAUUAGAAGGAAUCGGAAAAGUUAACGGUGUAAUAUCAAAUUGGCUUACAAUAACUCUACUGGAGUGAUGCAUAACAGGCUUGUCGUAGGCGUUAGCUUAAAGCAGGGGCGUCAAAUCCAAACUUAGUAGGGGCCAUGCUGAGGGGUGUGAAUAAAAUCAGGGGCCGGACAUAUAUUUAGAUGAUAUGUAGGUUACUGAUGAAAUAUAAGUGUAUUAGUAACUUUAAAAAAAAAAAAGAAAAAUUCACAAUUCAUUAAACCACAUUUAUCAAAAUAACAAGGUUUUAAUUUUAAUUAAGUUGUAAUGCAUUUCUAACACAUUUUGUAUCACAGCAAGCUUUUUUCUCUUUAUCAAAAAAUAAGGUCUUUGACUAGCUUAACUGCAUAGAAACAGUACUUCAAAACAGUAGCAUAAAGUAGGCCUACUUUAAAAACAAAAACUUCAGUUUUAGAAAAACUGUUUGAUAAAGCAAAAUAGCCAACAAUGGAUAGAUAUAAAUUCCACAAGAUAUAUAGACAACAAAUGGUAUUUGAUAUUGUAUUAUUUGUCUUACUUUGGUAGCUUUUAUUUUGAAACGACAACUUUAACGUGAAAGAACACGUGCACUGUGAUAUGCCAAUAGGCAUGUUUUAAACUGUUAUCAGACACUCUGCAUCUCUUCUUAAGGCCUGUUUACACCUGGUCACUUUAUGCGUUUCCGCAGAUCGGAUAUCCAAUUUGUUACAUCCUUUCUAUUCACACAUAUGUCGCGCUAUAUUUAAAUUUAACGGAGUUCACGUCAACGAAAGCAACAGAGGGCUGCAUUUUAUUCAUCAUAAGCUAAAUUCAAGAUCAAAGACCGUAAUAGGAGAAAGCGCAGCAACAGCACUGGAAAGAUACAUUAGUCUUACUACUUUUAAUGAAGAUGACUGUGUGUUGAGCAUAUGCGGCAGCGAUGCCUGACUAUAACAUAUUAUAUAGCCUAUAACGCUCUCACACAUUUAUUAUUUUAACAUUUUGGGACGAGUAAAAUUUACAUAUGUGGUUUCAACAACAGAUGCAUUUACACUUGUCCAGUUUUGUCUGGAAUGCGGCACAGACCACUUUCUGAAGUAGUUUGAGCGAUCUGUCUCGAAUAAUCUUUUCGGGGGGCAUUUACACCUGGACUUUUCACGAUCGGAUAGCUAUCCAAUCAGAGAAAACGCAUGAAGUGAGGUGUAAACAGGCUAUUCUGUUUUGCUGUAGCUUAAGUAAAAGUAUAAAAACAAAUAUGAUUACGAAUAGAAUGCUUCGGAGGCAGCAUUCCAAGGCAGGAAGGCAUCAAGGCACAUCCGAAUCCAAAUUCUGCUUCACUUCCUGUCUCCAGAGGUACCUUCUUCUGAUUGAAUUUUGAAGACAGCAUAGAUGUAUUCUUCACUGCCUUAGGUAUUCCACAAUUCUGUGCAUUCCAUUCUGUGACGGUUGAGCUAAAAAAUAAAGAUGGUGU
Molecule: messenger RNA, 3294 nt
Organism: Labeo rohita (rohu)
Lineage: Eukaryota; Metazoa; Chordata; Actinopteri; Cypriniformes; Cyprinidae
Product: kynurenine 3-monooxygenase
Exons: 15
Coding region: 126-1550 (474 amino acids)
Biological process (GO): L-tryptophan catabolic process; quinolinate biosynthetic process; NAD+ metabolic process
Cellular component (GO): mitochondrial outer membrane
Molecular function (GO): FAD binding; kynurenine 3-monooxygenase activity; NAD(P)H oxidase H2O2-forming activity
Source: RefSeq, a predicted model, not a curated record